Messenger RNA from Cephus cinctus (wheat stem sawfly), 856 nucleotides. RefSeq names its product protein UXT homolog (gene Uxt). Gene Ontology annotation, molecular function: transcription corepressor activity. Gene Ontology annotation, biological process: negative regulation of transcription by RNA polymerase II. The transcript is spliced from 2 exons. Lineage: Eukaryota; Metazoa; Arthropoda; Insecta; Hymenoptera; Cephidae. The coding region runs from base 284 to 715 and encodes 143 amino acids. The record is from RefSeq and is a predicted model, not a curated record.
UAAGAUCGUUCGUGUUUUUGAUUUCCAUAUAAAAUGGUUUGAAUGUAGGAAUUAAUUUCUUUAGUCCGUUCUGUCGAUAAUCUUUUCGCGUUCUUCAAUACCGACCGAACUGACAGUUUUGUCUGGUGCCGUUAGGGGAAUUCAGCAAGUAAACGCGGUGCUACUAAAGUGUCAAGUAUACGAUGUGUUUUUAAAGAUUUUUUUGCAGCGUUGUUUUUGAUUUCUUAAAAGCCGUUUCGAAAUAGUAUUGCAUUUGGAUUCGAUUUUCUCAAAACGUACAAAAAUGAAUCCUGAUGUGCAGAAGAAGAUACUGCAGUUUGAGUCCUUCAUGAAUGAUGUUCUGAGGGCUGAUCUUGCCAAGCUCGCUGAAAAACUAGAUAGCAAGAAUGCAGAAAUGGCUGAAUUCCUUGAAUUGAAGAGUAUAAUAAAGACUCUUAAGGAUACCAAUGUUGAUAAAAGUGGUUUCAAGACAAAGGUGGAUAUGGGCAACAACUUUUAUAUCCAGGCAAAUAUAGAGGAUGCUUCAAAUAUUUUAUUGGAUGUUGGUCUUGGUCACUUUGUAGAGUUUAGUUUGGAUGAAGCUUUGACUGUCAUUGACGUUAGGUUAAAGCUUUUUCAAAGACAAAUUGAUAAUUUACGAAAGCAGAUUGCCAGGACCAAUGCUCAUAUUAAACUUGUUCUGAUUGGUAUAAAAGACUUGCAAGAUAUGACUUAGUUUAUAAUAUUAAUUCUGUCAAGUAGCGAUGAAGUUGUAAUUAUUAUUGUUACAUGAAUAUGGAACAUCGGUAACCAUAUGAACAUUAGUUUCUAUAUGGAUAUGUUAAUCUCAUGUAAAUACAUUUUUUCUAUUCAUUAA